Molecule: messenger RNA, 804 nt
Organism: Episyrphus balteatus (marmalade hoverfly)
Lineage: Eukaryota; Metazoa; Arthropoda; Insecta; Diptera; Syrphidae
Gene: ORMDL
Product: ORM1-like protein
Exons: 3
Coding region: 218-676 (152 amino acids)
Biological process (GO): ceramide metabolic process; negative regulation of ceramide biosynthetic process; intracellular sphingolipid homeostasis
Cellular component (GO): endoplasmic reticulum membrane
Source: RefSeq, a predicted model, not a curated record
GUCAAAUGUAAUGACGCCCAAUGUUGAUACAAAAAAUAUAAACAAGAUUUUAAUUGCAACUCGAAUACGUAUUUUAUUAAUCUUUUGCAUUAAUUUUACUUAUGCAUGUGUCCAAAUUACAUAGUUAAUGAAAUAAAUUUUAACUAUUUUUCAAAUUUCGUAAAUCAUAAUAAGACACCGUUCAAUUCAUCUAUAGUAAAACAUUUGCAACUAAAAUAUGAUUGCCGGUGGUCACGGAGACCCUAAUCCCAACAGGUCGUGGUUGGGUGCCCGAGGAAUGUGGCUGGCAUAUCUUCUAGGUGUAUUAUCUUUCCACUUGGUGUUUCUUUCAGUGCCAUUACUAAGCAUUUCCAUGGCUUGGACUUUUACAAAUAUUCUUCAUAAUGCCGCACACCUUUAUUUUUUGCACAUAAUAAAAGGAGCCCCUUGGAUUAGCACAGAAAGUGAUUGUGCUUCUCAGCUUACUCAUUGGGAACAAAUUGAUGACGGUGAGCAAUUCACUGCUACUCGCAAGUUUCUUACCGCUGUUCCGAUAAUUUUGUUCCUUCUAACGUGCCUUUACACAAGAAACAACACUGAACACUUCAUUGCCAAUUUCAUCUCCUUGAUUGUUAUAGUUCUGCCUAAACUUCCACAAUUUCAUGGAGUGCGUUUGUUUAAUAUCAAUAAAUAUUAGACUUGUUGAGACUUUUUCUUAUUAAUCAUUUACUAACAACAAUUUUAAAAUGUAACUUGUUUUUCUGUAUUAUAAAAAAAAGAUAUAAAACUAAAUUCUAAUACAUAAAUACAUUAUUGUAAAUUUUA